Molecule: messenger RNA, 2415 nt
Organism: Zasmidium cellare ATCC 36951
Lineage: Eukaryota; Fungi; Ascomycota; Dothideomycetes; Mycosphaerellales; Mycosphaerellaceae
Product: glycoside hydrolase family 37 protein
Exons: 4
Coding region: 1-2415 (804 amino acids)
Biological process (GO): trehalose catabolic process
Cellular component (GO): cytoplasm
Molecular function (GO): calcium ion binding; alpha,alpha-trehalase activity
Source: RefSeq, a predicted model, not a curated record
AUGAGCUCGCAGAAAUCGGCCCUCCCUAUCCAUCCACCCAAGACCGACAAGUCGCCAUCUAUUCAGAACCAGAACGGCGAGGUCAAGGUCUCGCUGGACACCGACCCCUUCGCCGCUCCCAAUGUUUACUAUGGCACCAGUCACAGCCCUAGAAAGGCUGCCAAAAGCCGCACAUACUCUGCGAUCGAUCCUGCCCGUAACACGGUAGCUGGUACAUACAAGACGCCAGCCCGGCGAACGAGUCAUGAUGCACAGGGUAAUGCCCCGCGCAGAUACCUUAUCAAUGUCGAUGAGACCUUGAAGACCCUCUUGAAGCGCGAGGACACCGACCACAACGUUCAGAUCACGAUCGAGGAUACGGGACCCAAGACGAUCGAGCUGGGAACGGCUGCAUCUGGAGGAUACCGCCGCUUCGAUGUGCGGGGCACGUACAUGCUCAGCAACCUCUUGCAGGAGCUCUGUCUGGCUCAGAAGUAUGGACGUAAGCAGAUCGUACUCGACGAGGCACGCUUGAAUGAGAACCCCGUCAAUCGACUGGCUCGCCUUAUCAAGGACCAGUUUUGGCCGAACCUCACCAGACGCAUCGAUGGGUCCAACAUCUCGUCUGUCGCCAGAGACCCCAAGGACUGGACAUCAGACCCACGGCCUCGUAUCUACAUACCGUCAGGUGCUCCAGAACAACACCAAUACUACACUCGCAUCGCCAAGGAGCAUCCAGAGAUAAGACUCGAUGUUCAAUGGCUGAAAGAAGGCGGUCCUGACGACGAUGAGUAUGUUCGCGACCUCAACAAUGCGCCAGGCCUGUUGGCGGUUGCCAUGGAGCGCGUGCAAGACACACCUGAUGGUGAACCGGAUUACAAGGGCCUGCCAUUUGUUGUUCCUGGUGGCCGUUUCAACGAACUUUACGGUUGGGACAGCUACAUGGAAACACUAGGUCUGCUGGUGAAUGGCCGUGAGGAUCUCUGCGAGGCGAUGGUCAAGCACUUCUGCUUCUGCAUUCGCCACUACGGCAAGAUCCUCAACGCCAAUCGCUCAUACUACCUGCGCCGAUCACAGCCGCCGUUUCUCACUGACAUGGCACUCCGAGUGUACGACCGCAUCAAGCACAGACCCAACAGCCUCAACUUCCUGCGAGACGCCAUUCUUGCCGCCAUCAAGGACUACUAUGCAACAUGGAUGUCGAAGCCGCGAUACGACGAAGAGUCUGGUCUUUCGAGAUAUGUGCCAGGCGGUCUCGGCGUACCUCCGGAGACAGAGGCUUCCCAUUUCGUUCAUAUCCUGGCGCCUUAUGCUGAGAAGCACGGCAUGAGCUUCCAUGAUUUUGUCCAUGCAUACAACUAUGGCCAUGUCUACGAACCGGAGCUGGACGAAUACUUCCUGCACGACCGCGCAGUCCGUGAGUCUGGUCAUGACACGUCGUAUCGGCUGGAGCGAGUCGCUGCUCACCUGGCUACGGUCGAUCUCAAUUCGUGCCUAUACAAGUACGAGUGUGAUAUUGCUCGCACCAUUCGUGCUUUCUUUGGCGACAGGCUUGAGAUACCAAAGGAAUGGCAUCUUCCAGGGCAUCCCGAGUUUGAGACUUCUUCGACAUGGGACCGCAAGGCCAAGAAGCGCCGCCAGCAGAUGGACAAGCUCAUGUGGGAUGAGGAGAAAGGCAUGUUCUUUGACUACAAUACUGUGAAAAAGGCAUACACCGGCUACGAAAGUGCUACCACAUUCUGGGCCAUGUGGGCAGGCGCUGCCACUCCUCGUCAAGCCUCGCUCAUGGUGCAGAAGGCUCUCCCCAAGUUCGAAGUCCAUGGAGGUCUGGUUAGUGGAACAGAAGAGAGCCGUGGACCUGUUGGUGUGCAUCGUCCGAAUCGUCAGUGGGACUACCCAUUCGGCUGGGCUCCACAACAAAUCCUCGCCUGGACUGGCUUUCUCCGGUACGGGUUUGAGGAAGAAGCGCAGCGAUUGGCAUACCGCUGGAUCUACAUGGUCACCAAGGCAUUCGUCGACUUCAACGGUGUUGUGGUUGAGAAGUAUGAUGUGACACGGCAAGUCGAUCCCCACAAGGUCACAGCCGAGUACGGCAAUCAAGGUGGUGACUUCAAGGGUGUGGCGACCGAAGGCUUCGGCUGGGUCAACGCAUCCUACGUCUACGGCCUUCAAAUUGUUAACGCACAUAUGAAGCGCGCGUUGGGCGCUGUCACCACCUGGGACACCUUCAAGAAGAUGACAGACAGCGAGUACGACACCGAACCAUUGCUCGACGCCAAGCCCGAGCCCGCACAUGUCACCGAGCAUCAUCCAGCCCCCGUACAGUAUGCGGAACCACAUCAACAUCCCGUCGCGAAUGGCGGACACAACGAUGUCAACCUCGGCGCGACGCAAACACCUGCGCAUGCACACGAGGCGCAUCAGACGAAGAAGUAG